CAAUUUUCAGGAUCGUUAACAUCGAAUUGAAAAGUAAGUGCGCUUUCUCUAGAUAUAAGUACAUGGGUUUCUCUGGUCAUCAAACAAUAGGCAGUUCUAGCUGCCUGAAAAUUACUCCGACAAGUUAAUAUUAUGGGACAAAGGAGUGCUCAGGAGAAAUGAAACUUUCUUUAAAAUGAGAAGUUUUCAUCAAAUCAUGACUGAUCCUGCUUCAAAGCGCCUGAAACUUGACGAAGAGGAGAGAAACUCGAUGCUUUCUCCAUUACUCAAAUCUGGAUGGACAGAGGUAGAAGGAAGGGACGCGAUUUACAAAGAAUUUCUUUUCAAAGAUUUUAAUCAAGCUUUUGGUUUCAUGACACGUGUUGGUUUGCAAGCCGAGAAAAUGGAUCAUCAUCCUGAAUGGUUCAACGUGUACAACAAAGUACAGAUUACACUUAGCACACAUGACUGUGGGGGACUGUCUGAAAAGGAUGUGAAACUAGCCAACUUUAUUGAAACCGUCGCCAAAUGAGUCGCGAAUUUGAAUUGCGUUGGAUUUAACCAAAUGCAAACUAUGCCUUUUUAGACAUUUUUUUCCUUAGAAAAAGACUGUCUGUUUUGUUUUUGGCGAUAAUGGUCAUCGCACAUUUGUAACAGAAGGUGCUAGUUGUACAAAUUCUCAUGAAAGUCGCCUUGAAUUAAAAAUGUUGUAAAAGUUUC
Messenger RNA from Stylophora pistillata, 699 nucleotides. Its product is annotated as pterin-4-alpha-carbinolamine dehydratase. Lineage: Eukaryota; Metazoa; Cnidaria; Anthozoa; Scleractinia; Pocilloporidae. Gene Ontology annotation, biological process: tetrahydrobiopterin biosynthetic process. The record is from RefSeq and is a predicted model, not a curated record. Gene Ontology annotation, molecular function: 4-alpha-hydroxytetrahydrobiopterin dehydratase activity.